GACAGGAUUACUGUAUGUGGUAGUGUCUGGUUAAAACAAAAUGUAAGCGUCACAAGAUGAAUACUCCAAUGUACGAGCAAACCUGAAACCUCCUACAAAAAGAAGAACCAACGGAUCAUUUAGUGUUGCGUCUUCAAUAAAAAGAGGAUCAACGACUGACUAUGUUUUUCAUCGUGAUUCACUAUGUGUUGGUCGCCAUAAACGCCGCAAGCAGUGAGAUGCACUAUCUGAUGCACACCUGCACAGUCUUCUCCAAACCUGUGAACCUGACAGGCAUCCAUGAAUUCAUUGCUAUUGGUCUGCUGGAUGACAUAAUGAUCUACUACUAUGACAGCACCAUUCAAAAGACAAUUUUCAAACAGAAGUGGAUAAAGGAGAUACUCGAACAGGAAUACUGGGAUAAAGGUACAGAGUACGAGAAGUAAGAAGAGAAGCGAUUCAAAACCCUGAUCAGCCAAAAGACAUCAAGUCUCAAAGGCAUUCAUGUUCUUCAGUGGUUAUAUGGCUGUUUCGCUGAAGAGGAUGAAAAUGGUACCCUCCAGUUUAAGGGUGACCUAGACAUGUACAGUUAUGAUGGAAAUGUAAUCCAGGCUGGAGCACCCCCCCCUGUGAUAGUGCCUUAUGACAUGAAGGAGUGCAUGGACAAGAUUAAAACAUUCCUCAAUUAUUCAACAUCAGAGCUCAUAAAUGCCUCCAUUACCGAACCACCUGAUGUGUUCAUGUUUGCAACACGAGCUAAAGAAAAAACAAGCAUUGUGCUGACCUGCUUAGCCACAGGCUUUUAUCCAAAGAAUAUUACUAUGGAGAUCAAGAGAAACGGCCGUGUUCUAACAGCAGAUGAUGGGCUGCUUUCAACUGGCGUUCGCCCAAAUGACGAUGACACUCUACAAAGACGAGACCAUGUGGAGAUUCUGAGGACAGACUCUGCAAAUUACACUUGCAGAGUCAUCAAUAAAAAAUUUGGUAUAGAUGCUGAGAAGACCUGGGAUCGACAGCUUCCUUUAAAUGAUGAUAAAAGAGGAGCUAUUGCUGUUGGCGUUGCUGUUGGAGUCUUGUUUGUGUUUGUCCUAGUGGGGAUUGUGUGGUUCAAGAGAAAUCGAACUUCACGAAAAAAUCCUUCUGUUUCUUCAACUCCUGCCAUGAGUUCAGAAAAUAUUCCUUUGAUCAACCCCCCAGGAGCGGUGUCAUCCCCGAGGGGAAUUCCCAACCAAAGAACAUCAAACCCCUCAUUAAGAAGAUCAAUGCCGGACUUCACGGAGAAGACCAGCAAGAACGAGAAAUUUUAUUCCAGCAUUUAGCUGUCUAAAGAUUAGGGAAGUGUUAAGUUAAAGUGAAAACAGUAAAGAAAACAAACAUUUAAUGUUAGUUAAAAGUAAUUGUUUUAUUUUUUAACAUAUUUUUUAUUAUUGCAUACAUUUUUUAAAUUGCUGUCACAAAGUAUUUUAUAUAUUUGUUUAUAUGGCUAGUGUGUGUAAUGUUUAUAUGUGUAAUAUAUAUAUGUAUAUGUAUAUAUGUGGAUUUUUAUAUUACAUUAUUAUUUUUUUUAAUAUUUUUAUGCUGUACUACACAUUUAUAUUUUAUUAUUAACACAUUGAUGAAAGUAUUGUUACAUUAACCACAUGGAGCUCAAGACUAGUUCAAACCAGUCAGGGGAAGUUUUUUGGUACUCAUUAGUUCUUUUCCACUGGUAAACAAAGCCAUAAAUUACCUUGUUGGCGGGACAAGGGUCCGAGGCACUGACCAGUCAAGCUUUAAAUAUGGUGAGGAUGACCAUACAAAGGUGCUACGGUCCUGGGGGCUUUCCCCUUUUCUGACAGAACAUUGGCCUGGAGCCAAAUAAAGCCUGCCUUAAACAUUUAUAACCAAUCAUAUUUUACUAUCCUUUGUCUGUGCAUGUCCUGAGACCCAGAGAUGUCUGUACGAGUCUGAUCCAACUUUUAAUAAAUUGACAAAAUUCCAAUUGAGUCUUUUGAUCAUUUUCUUCCUCAUCAACGAACAUGCAGAGGUUAGUAGGGGCUACACUCAAUAUACAUAUACAUAUAUACAG
This is a messenger RNA of Oryzias melastigma (Indian medaka), 2047 nucleotides long. RefSeq names its product H-2 class I histocompatibility antigen, alpha chain-like. Gene Ontology annotation, cellular component: external side of plasma membrane. The record is from RefSeq and is a predicted model, not a curated record. The coding region runs from base 561 to 1298 and encodes 245 amino acids. Gene Ontology annotation, biological process: immune response. The transcript has 10 exons. NCBI's taxonomy places the organism in Eukaryota, Metazoa, Chordata, Actinopteri, Beloniformes, Adrianichthyidae.